CAACUGACUGUGUUCAGGAGAGAAAAACCGAUCAGGGUAAACGGACAUCAACAAGACUCUGAAAUCCACAACAAGCAGAGCAGGCACUUGUCUAGGUUUGGCUGAGAUGGAGGUCCCUUCCUAUCAGUCCAAACUGCUGGGAGAGUUGAAUGAGCAGCGUAGAAGGGGCUUUUUCUGUGACUGCAGCAUCGUUGUGGACGGACGAGUUUUCAGAGCGCACCGCAACAUCCUUUUUGCCAGCAGUGGCUACUUCAGGGCCCUUCUAGUUCACUACCUGCAAGACAAUGGCCAGAGACACAGCACAGCCUCCCUGGACAUCGUCACGCCCGAGGCAUUCUCGAUGAUCCUGGAUUUCCUUUACUCGGGCCGACUGGACCUGCGAAGCGACAACGUCAUCGAGGUGAUGUCGGCAGCCAGUUACCUGCAGAUGACCGACGUGGUCAGUUUCUGCAAGGGCUACAUCCGAUCAUCGCUGGAGAUUUGUAACAAGGGGAAGGAGAGCGAGAGGGAAGGCCCAGCCGACAGCGGCACGCCGGCCUCUGCCUCUAGUCUCUCUGAACCCUUCGCUUCCCAAAGAGAUGGAGGAACUCACCAGAACAUAGAAGCAACCAGAUCUGCUGAUACACCCACUGCUACACUCUCUACCUCUCUGGUGCCCAGUAGCAAAGACUCAGAGAGUGAGGGCUCACAGGGAUGUUUCCCUAGCCAGCAUCCUAAGGAGCUGGCAGUUAAGAACAGCCCAAGGGAGGACAAAGUCAACUCCUCCUCCACCUCAGGUAUGCUGCUGGGGCUGGUGCAUCCUAAAAUUGAGUACGACCCAGACGAGGAGGCUCAAACCUCUCCAGAAUCCAAAGACUCAGUCCUUUUCCAGGGAUCGAACCACGAUGAAGACAGGACUUUUGGUUCCAGUCCAGCACCAAGCAUGGAAACCUCCUCCCUGCCCCUGGCUAACUACCAGGGGAAACCGUUUGUGGAUAUGCUGGUCCGAGGAGGUGCCUACCCCAGCCGAGAACAGCCUUUUGCCCAGAACAUGGGGAACAGUACGGGUGUAGGCCGUAUGGAUGAUGGCUUGAGUCAUGGUAGUUCCUCGAGCAUGGAGAUCCAAAGUGAGUGGUAUGGAGAGGACUCAGGUGAUGUUCUUGUUCCAGUGAAGCUGCAUAAAUGCCCUUUCUGUCCCUACACGGCCAAACAGAAAGGAAUUCUAAAGAGACACAUCCGUUGCCACACGGGGGAGAGGCCUUACCCCUGUGAGACGUGUGGCAAACGCUUCACCCGGCAGGAGCACCUGCGAAGUCACUCAGUCACUGUUCACCGCUCCAGCUGGCCCGUUGUGUGUAAAGGUUGCCGACGCGUCUUCUCAGGUACGGUGUCACAUGGACUGAGACGUUUUGGCCUCUGUGAUGGCUGCACAUGUGUCACAACAACCCACGAGGACAUGGCUUCUAUGAACCUCAGCAGCCAAUCAGAGAGCAUGGAGAGGGGGCUAGGAGACCCUGAUUGGCACAUUUUUACGGAGGAUGGUGAUGAAGCCGAACCUGGCACUGAUGAGCUAGUUGAUAAACAUCAAGGACUGACGUAA
Molecule: messenger RNA, 1579 nt
Organism: Chanos chanos (milkfish)
Lineage: Eukaryota; Metazoa; Chordata; Actinopteri; Gonorynchiformes; Chanidae
Gene: zbtb8b
Product: zinc finger and BTB domain containing 8B
Biological process (GO): regulation of transcription by RNA polymerase II
Molecular function (GO): protein binding; DNA-binding transcription factor activity, RNA polymerase II-specific; RNA polymerase II cis-regulatory region sequence-specific DNA binding
Source: RefSeq, a predicted model, not a curated record